Lycium barbarum (goji berry) is the source of this 1415-nucleotide messenger RNA. RefSeq lists its product as uncharacterized. Bases 369 to 1241 code for a protein of 290 amino acids. The record is from RefSeq and is a predicted model, not a curated record. The transcript has a single exon. NCBI's taxonomy places the organism in Eukaryota, Viridiplantae, Streptophyta, Magnoliopsida, Solanales, Solanaceae.
CCUUUGUAUUUCAGUAGCCUCCAUUACUUUACUUCAAAUACUUGGUCACUACUUCUCUCUCCAUUGUCUCUUCAUACAGUACUGAAAUUGCGAAAGAACAAAAAGAAAAUAUUGUGAAAGUCGUUUUUGCUUGCUUCUUGCUAACUCAAUUUAUUUUUUCCUGUGCCUCAAUUCAAAGAGUGUCUUUUCUCCUACAUUUCUCGUGAAUCCAAUCCGAUCAGUGUUUUUUUUUUUUAACCCUUCCCUAGGUAAUUCCCAUCACUUUGCUCCUGGGUGACUCGAAUUCACAGCCUCAAAGUUGAAAGUUGAAGGUGCUUACCAUCUAAACAACUCUCUUGUCAAUCGAUCGGUGUUAAAAAGUAAAAAAAAUGGGGUAUGAAGUGUUUGAUAACGUAAAAUAUGAGAAAGCCAGAGCAACGGAAUGUUUCAAUCGGUUUCGGAAGAUGAUGAAGAUGUUGCAAUUUAUUCAAGUGGUCGGGGCCUUCAUGUUGAUUUCAUGGUUCUGGACUCGUCUCCCCGCAACCAUUAAACUCUCUGUUUAUUUGUUCAAUCCUCACGUCGUUUUCCUCAUUGGAAACGCUAUCAUUGUCGUUAUCUUAUUGCUCUGCCGUCAAACCAAAGCCAAUAGCAACUCUGGCACUCCCUAUAUCAACCACGAAAACGUCCGCUCCGGCGAUGAAAAUAAGCAGAUUAUUUUCCCUGAAAGCAACAAUGUUAACGAAGAGACGGCAACGAAGAAGAUACAUAUACUUGAAAGGACUCAACAACAGCAACAACCUAGUACUGUAAUUACACAAGUAGGGCCUGAAAAGGCUAAGAUUUAUACAAACCUUACCCUACCUUUGUGUGGUAGAGAGACUGUUUCUGAUAGAUCCUCUGCUCAAAAGAUACUUCAGAGGACUCAACAACAACGACAACCCAGUGUAGUCCUGCAAAUGGGGUUCAAGGAAGAUAAGAUGUAUGCAAAUUUUACCGUACCUUUGUGUGGUGGAGAGUCUGUCUCCGAUAGACGCUCCGCUCAAAAGAAACUUCAGAGGACUCAAUCCGUGAAAUUGAAGAGAGAGACUGAUGUGAAUCCUCAAACACAGCUCCGGCGUACCAAGACAGACAUGACAACGGCUGUUGACACACUUAGCAACGAAGAAUUUCGGGUUACAAUUGAAGCGUUCAUAAAGAAGAAUCAAAUCUUCUUUGAAAAACAGAGACUAGCUGAAACAGAGCAGUCAAAAUACGUAAAUUGAUCAGAUAAGUUUGUGGAUAGGAUUAUAAUUUGAGCGAUUGUAACAUAUCUUUUACUUCAAAUCCGUAAUAUUACGAGUUCAAAUUUCUAAAAUAUUUUUUCAUACUUAUUUUAUUGCUACUUAUGUCGGAAAAAUUACAAGGUAAUUGCAGUUGAUGGAGCAAUAAUUCGUGAA